Messenger RNA from Prosopis cineraria, 1203 nucleotides. RefSeq lists its product as uncharacterized. The transcript is spliced from 3 exons. Lineage: Eukaryota; Viridiplantae; Streptophyta; Magnoliopsida; Fabales; Fabaceae. Bases 254 to 1048 code for a protein of 264 amino acids. The record is from RefSeq and is a predicted model, not a curated record.
CAACCAGAAAGAAUGAGCAUAUUCCUCUCACUGUACCUAAUUGUAACCCUUCACUGCGAGUAAAUUUUUUUUUUUUUACUGAUCCUGUUCAAUUAUCUUAUCAUGUCCUCAUCUGUCGCCACUCGCUGUAUUUAACUGUUAAUUUCAAUUUCCACCGCCAUAUCCAACCCCUCUUCUCAUGUAUAAAAGACGAGCCUUUCCACGACCUCAGACUGCUCUUGUCAUUUCUUCUUGUUCUUAAAAAAGAACAGUGAUGGGUAGCUUAGAGGAGGACGAGCUGGUUCGGAUGGUACGAGAUUUCAUUGAGUCUGAAUCUCCCUCCCCCGCAAUUUCUUCUUCCUCGAACUGUCUCGCGUUGAACCAUCAAACCCAGUAUUUUCUUCUGCAGGAUGUUCUCAGGAGCGAGACAUCGUCCGAGGCUAUGGUUCUGAGGCAUGUGUUGAAGCAUAUGAAGGGAAGAAGAGACACUAAGAGAACCUCAAGUCUGAGGAAGUGGCUUGUCAAGAACCUCAAAAUCGAUGGCCUUCAUGCUUCUCUGUGCCAAACAUCCUGGUCCACUUCCUUAGGCUGUCCAGCUGGUGAAUAUGAGUUUAUUGAAGUGAUAAAUGAAGAUGAGAAUGGUAGAAGAGAGAGGCUAAUAGUAGACAUAGACUUCAGGUCUCAGUUUGAACUAGCAAGGCCUACACAAGACUACAGAGAAAUGAUAGAUUCAGUGCCAGUAAUAUUUGUUGGAAAUGAAGACAGGUUGUGUAAGAUAAUCUCCUUGUUGUGUUCUGCAGCCAAACAGUCCCUUAGACAGAAAGGUCUUCAUGUUCCUCCAUGGAGAACAAAUGGUUACAUGCAAUCAAAAUGGCUUUCUGGGUGUCACAAAGAGACUGAGAAUCCAAGAAAGGAUUAUAGAGUAGCAAGAGAUCAAAGUGGUUGUGGUGAUGAAACUGGCAAGUGGGUCCCUCCAAUGGUGAAGCCUAAGAAAAUGGAUAUGGCUUCUGCUGGUUCUGCCUUGUCUUGUCAAUUCUCCAACAUGAGCUUGAAUUGUUGCAACGUCUAAUUGCAGGGUUAUUAAAGCUUCAGCUUUGGGGUCUGAGUUUGGAAAUUCCUCUUGUUUCUUGUAGAGUGCAAUCAAUUUUGUCUCUAGACAUUAUAACUCUGGAAGUUUUGUUUAUAUUCCAAAAUAAAAGUUACUAUGUCUCAUUGGGAUGGUAA